AUUCUACACAUAAUAUAAAAUAGAGGGCCUCUGCAGGAUUUUUCGCGUUAAGGGUGACCACCUAGUGGAAAGUGUGCGCCGCCGAAAGUCAUCCCGAGGCCUAAAAUGUUUUUGAAAAUGGGCCCAAUAAGACCCGCAACCAAAUCGCAUCCCUAUAUCUUCCUGGGUAAAAAUAUUGCCAAUGACGCGAAACGCGGCCAAUCGACGCGGGGCGGUGCGAAAAGUAUAGUGUUCGCUGGUCAAAAUCGACCUCAAGUCCAUAGGACAGAGUAAAAAAAAUGUUCAGGAUCAGGAACGCAGCUAUUAACGUGAAUAACAUCACUAUGCUAUUAAAAGCUAAAACAUAAAUAUACCUUGAAUUUUUUACCUAACAAUAAUAAGAAAAUUAAAAGGUAAUUAAUUCGUGAAGAACUGCUCUUAUAAUUUUCAAAGAAAAAUAUAGUUAAAAAAUGUCUAAAAACUCAUUCCCCUAUUUACCUGUUACACUAUUUUUGACAGAGCAUAUAUUUUCCCUAUUUCUUCGUAUAUUUUGUGAACGAAGUGCAACUUAAAAGAAUUGGAAGUUUUUAGGUCUUGUUCACUUUAAAUUCUCUUGCAUUACAGGUGUACAUAUAUGCAGGUUUUACAAUACAAUGGAAGAAAUACUGAAAAAAGGUAUUUAAAUUAUUUUUAAUUAAUAGAAAACUAUACAAGUGGGUGCAUGGGACUCUCAAACUUUGACAUAAACCAUAUUCAAUAUUAAAAAACACGUGAAUUAUUUCAAGGUGAAGAAGGUAGUCCCAUCGGACAGGCAAACCUAGGGUUCUUUAAAACGGACGGCCAGAUAAUCAAUGCAAACAACGUCUUUGUACUAGUCGUCCACUAUGAUUUUGAGAACCAACAAAGAGCUCGAAAAGGGAAUUAUCGUUACGUGCAGAACCUGAAGACAUCUUUCGGGAAAAACAGGAAUUGCAACUUUCGUGAUCUGAAGUCACCGAAAAAAGAGCAUCUGCUCGAUAUUCUUGGCGAUCAGGAUAAGCUGCUACGGUUUUUCUCCUCGAAAGAUCCCCCAGACGUAUUUCUUCUCUUUGUGCUUUCUCAUGGAUAUGAAGAUGGCAUCAUUCAUACCGACCACUUGCUCAACGAUCAGAAAACGCUCGAUCAUUUCACGACGGAUGAAAUGUUUGACUCGAUUAAAAAGUUGACUAAGUUCGAAAAGAGCCUCAAACUGAUCAAUAUUGGCCCAUGUCGUGGAUUAUUGGCCGACUCCAAGUUCAGCAGUAAUGAGGACGAGCGUGAAGAAACGUACACAAACCGUAACUCUUGCAAAAUCACAUUCAUUCCCGCAAUUCACAAUUUGGUGGUGUUCUACUCUACUGUCGAAACAACGAAAGCAAACACAAGUGAACGUGGGUCAUGGUUUGUAGAAAAAUACUGCGACUGUUUGAAUCAGACUGAGGAAAAGCCGUUGUUGACUUUCCUCUCGAUGAUGCAGAAAAUCGUGCACAUUGCGUCGCGCACAAUGACAAAUUUAAAAACAGGCGAUUCCCUGGGUCAGACGCCAGAAGUAAAGAUGUUCACUCAAGACCGAGAAUUCUUCAUUUCAAAGACAAUGAUUGAUCCAGUAACAUAUCAAAGCACAGAUGGAGAGAUGGUGAAACCAGGGUCAAAUACGACGAAUUCUGAAACUUUCGCAUGGAAGACUGAUGAAGGACAGAAUAUAAGAGGUCGAAACGCAUUCAUUUUGUUUGAGCAACAUGGUACACUAGUGCAAGAACUGGUGAAGUCUGUUCGAAACUUGGAAUUUGAUACAAGAUCGUUUCAACUAAACAAACGCUCGUUAGACUCGUACUUAAAAAUCUGUUGCGAGUUAGAACACGACGUCGGCUGCAUAUUGACAUGCAUAUUCGGCGAAUUGACUGAAAACGACGCAAAGGAAGUUUGCAUUCUCGUUGACCAAAAAGAAAUGCCAAUCACAGAUAUUCUGCAUAGCUUUGUCGGUCCAAAAAACGCCCAGUGGAUCGGAAAGCCAAAAAUAAUUGUUCUAAUUAACCAAGAGGCCUUGGAAUGUGAUGCACAUUUGCCAGAAAAAAUGCUAAAAUUAGAUAUAUCGGCUACAAAUCACAGUGGCUGGCUGGUUCUGAUUUUAAAGGAUAAUGAAUUCUUAGAAAAAUUGAUCGGGAUCUUCAAAUGCGAGGAUCUCAAAAAUGGGAAAAGCCUUCAAGAACUUUUGUAUCCUUUGCUGAUUACCGAGUCAAAGAAGAACACUGUUUUGCUCAACUCAACGCUGCAAUACCUUCUCGACUUCCCCGUCUGGCCACGCACUUUCGUCAGUCAAAGUUUCAGUUUAAGGGUUAAUGAUAGCUCGACGGUCAAUAUCAUAGAAUUUGAUGAGAUAGUUAAAGAAGCGAAAAAGUCCUUUGAAAAGGGUCAAGUUUGGCUCAUGAGUUCCGUUGCCGGUGCCGGAAAAACGACAGUUCUUAAAGAAAUUACAUACCAGCUCGGAAAAUCCAACCCCGACUUAAAAAUUUUGUAUAUCUCGCUUAAGAAACACUCGUUUACCAUUUGGAAAAUUUCCAGACUGAAUCAGUUCCUUGCAAAGGCAACAAAUCAUUCCACAGACGAUAUAAAACUGUGGAUUGAAGAGAAAAGAGCUGUUGUUUUCUUUGACGGAUUUGAUGAAAUCUGUCCUGAUCUUUGUGAAAACGUUAUCACAUUUUUCCAUACUUUGAAAGAACAGCAAGUUCCCAUGUUUAUCGCAACAAGACCCCACGAGGCUGAAAUAAUACAGGAACGAAUAAAUUGCGAAGUACUCUUAGGAGUUGAUCCUCUGAACGAAGAAAAGCAAAUCGAAUUUUUGAAGAUUGUAGCAGGAAAGAACGAAAAAGAAUGCAAGCAGUUUAUACAAGAUUUUGAGGAAAAGGAUAUCCUGGAGAAUCCAUUGCACCUCUCAUUGAUAGCCUCUAGCAAAAGCGAAGGAAACUUGUAUCAAAUUUACGCGAAGGUUGUUGAAACGAAACUUGAACUCUGUUUAGUGAGGGAUGGAUUCGACAUUAAUAACAAGGGCAUUUUCAGUUUAAAGAUGCAUAUGGCUUCGAAUCAUCUUCAACUGAUUGCUUUGCGCUUCCUGAGGAAUGAAAGCCUGAUUGGACUGGGAAUAAGAGAGGGAGACUUAGAAAAGAUUAACGAUUACGGCGUCGCGACUGUUCUAGACGGGGAAGUUUCGUUUUUGCAUCAGACGUUUGCUGAAUUCCUGGCCACAAAACAAUUCUUGGAAAAUUUUGAUUCGUCACAAGCAUUGGAUUCAGUGCUAUUUCAAGAUAGUACUUCUGCACAGUGCAGAAAGUUUUUGGACCUAUUCUACUGCAUCCUGGAAAAAGAGGAAGCAGAAGAUUUGAUAGAUCACACGGAAGCUCUUUUAGCUAUCGCCAAAUCUAUUGGUCCUGUAAUUUUCUUGGAAAAGGUUAUUGAAGAUAACCUAAGACAGGUUUUCAGAAUGGUGAAGCCCCGGAUUUCGUUUCACGCGGAUUCAAAUGCUUCCAUUUGCAUAGAAACAAGCCCGGAACUGUUGAUGAGAGCAAUCGGCAAAGAAGAAAUCGCCAUUCAACUACUGGAAAUGGGAGUUCUUGAUAAAACAGGCUUGGAACAAAAUUUGCCUGAUUUGCUGCGUAAAAUUGAAGAGAAUAAUGCAGUUAACAUCCUGGAGAAAUUGAGAUUGGAAUUUUCAGAUCUGCAAGGUAUGAUUGGUGCUUACUACUCCAAGGAUACAGAAACGAGCAAAAGAUCGAUGAAAGUAGGAUUUGCAGCAAUUCGGAAUGAUUUUGCAAAACUUCUGGAAAUCCUUAUUCAGAGUGGAAUUCGUGCUGUUGAUGCAUUUGAAGAGGAAGAAAACAGUCUCUUUACGGCUUGUAAACAUGGAAGUGUCAAGUGCUUUAGAGUUCUGCUCAAACACGGAGCCCGAAGGGUAUAUUACGCUAGUACCCAACAUGAUCCUUUGAACGUGGCCACAGAAUUUGGUCACCUGGAUCUGGUUAAGGUCCUUUUGGAAGAAAAUUCCAGCAUAUUCAAGCGAGACGAAUCUACAUUGGUUCUCGAUGGGCUGCAAGAUAUUUGGAAUCCUUUCCAAUAUGCAAUCAUGUACGGACGCAAAGAUAUAGCCGAGUAUUUGCUCUCAAAGUGCCCAACUUCGAAUGAUAUUAGGACAAAAGACGGAAAAACUCUUAUGCACUUGGCAGUUCUUAUGAGGAAGUGGGAAGUACUCGAAUGGCUUGCUCAGUUACCAGACACCGAUAUCAAUUAUUUGAACCCGGACACAGGUAGAAAAUUUUGGACGCAAUUUGAGCUUGAAAAUUACGAGCACUUCUUGAUGCUUCAAGGCGAAGUCAAAGAAAAGGAUGAAAAGGGGAGAAGUGUCCUUCAUUACGCUGCAAAAUAUGGUUAUACAGAUCUUGUUGCGAAGUUCAUUAAAGCCGGUGCUGACAUUGAUGCCAAGGACGCAAAAGGCUGGAACGCAUUACACUAUGCUUGUCUUGUAGACAAAAAUAUUGAAACAAUUAAACUACUACAUUCACGGAGCAAACACCUCGCAAAGACAAUCACAAAAGAAGGACAAACAGCUUUGCAUAUUAUGGUGGAAUAUUGUGAUCAACAUGAUUUUGGAAGAGCUAUUUCAAGGAAUGUAGAUAUUGCAAGAUUUUUGGUUGAGGACGCUGAAAUUAAUUUAAGUGUGACGGAUGACCAAAGGAAGAACGCUGCAAGAAUUGCUGUGGAGAGAGGACUAGAAAAAUCAUUAACCAUGUAUCUAAGAGCACAAUACAUUAAUCCCUCAGCCAAGAACGACUUGAAGAAAUCACCGGUAUCUUUAUAUUUAUCAGCAGCUGGUGAAUUAGUGUCCCUGCAGCAGUGGAUUCAACAAGGUGGAGAUUUAUCAAUGAGAGAUGAAUGUGGACGUACGGCAUUGCAAUUAACAGAAGAGAUAGGAAAGUUUAGAUUGUUUCAAAAGAAGACUGGACUCAAUGAACAAUUUGAAGAACGGAACAGUGAGGGCUCGCUUUUGCUAGCCUGUAUACAAAAGAAUUGGGGUAAGGCUAAAAAUUUGCUCAGUACGAAGAAUUUGAGCAUCAACCGGCAAGACAAAGAUGGAAAAACAGCUCUUCACUAUGCUGCAGAAGAAGGAAAUUUGGGUAUAGCUCAGCAGUUACUUAGUCAAAGAGCUAAUGUCCUAUUGAAAGAUCAUAAUGGAUGGACAGCACUGCAUUACGCCAUUCUAACGAAUAAUCAAGUUUUGGUUCAAAAGCUGAUUGAGAGUGGUGCUGAUAUUGAUUCGAAAACUAAGAGGGGAGAGACAGCUCUGCACCUCACAGCCUACAAGGGCUAUACAGAAUUAACGCAAAAAUUGAUAGACUGCGGCGCGAAUGUUAAUUUAAAGAACAAUCAUGGUUUGACAUGUUUAAACUUCGCCACAGUUAAUAGAGAUCAGGAUUUGUUAAAAAUUCUCCUGAAAAAUAAUGCUCACGUAAACGCUGAAUCUCAGUUUUUUGGACAAACCGCUCUGCACCAUGCAGCAAUACAAAAUUAUCCAGAAAUUUUGGAAAUGCUGGUCGAUCACGAUGCCGAUGUAAAUUUAAAAGAUAAAAAAGGAUGGACAGCUCUACAUAUAGCUGCACUUUAUUAUCCAGAACUGAGUCAAAAGCUGCUAGACCAUGGUGCUGAUGUAAAUUCAAAAGAAUUAGAAGGAUGGACUUCUCUGCACAUUGCAGCAAGGUAUAAUCCAGAACUGUGUCAAAAGCUGCUUGACCAUGGUGCUGAUGUGAAUUUGAAGACAAAAUUUGGAUGGACAGCUUUGCACUUUGCUUCGAGAUAUAAUACAAAAUUGUUACAAAAGCUUCUCUACUACGGUGCUAAUAUGAAUGUCAAAGAUAAAGAUGGAUGGACUCCUCUGCACUUAACUACAAGUUAUAAUCCAAAAUCAGUUAAUAUGCUGCUUGACCACGGCGCUGAUGUGGAUUCAAAACUCCAAAAUGGAUGGACAGCGCUGCACCUGGCUAUAGAUUUGAACCGUCCAGCAUCAGUGCUAGAGCUUCUCGUCAAGGGCGCUGAUGUUAAUUUAAAAAAUGUUGCUGGAUGCACCGCGCUUCAACUUGCCAAAGCACAGAACAAUCGAGCACUGGAAGAUAUGCUCCUCGACCAGAGUAUUUGUAAUGGUUUAAAUUCUACGACGGCAACAAUUGAUGCUCUACAACUCGCCAUCGCUUCAAAUAAUUUUAAAGUUGCUGAAGAUCUUAUUAAUAAUUACGGUGAUUUGACUGUGCAGGACAAGAAUGGAAAAAACAUUUUACAACAUGCUUUGAAGAACUUUGAAAUGGUAAAAUACCUGCACGAGAAAAACGGUGAAUUGGUAAAGCAAGUGACAAAUGAUGGAAGCACUAACCUGCACCUUGCAAUCGACAACGAUGAUUGUCCCUUUGAAGUGAUCCAAUGGCUCAUCGAAGAAAUAAAAAUCGAUGUGGAUGCAACGAAUCAAUUCGGUGAAACGGCAUUCAUGAUUGCUUGUAAAAGGAAUCGAAGUGACGUCGUCGAAUAUUUGUUGGCAAAUAAGGGCAUCGACUUAAGCAUAGAAGAUAGAGGUGGGAGGACUGCGCUGCACUAUGCCGUCAGAUCACUAAGUGUGGAUUUGGUGCAGAAGCUUCUCGAUCUUGGCGCAGAUUUGACAAAAAAGGACAAUGACAACAGAAAUGUAAUGUUCUAUGGAUUGAAAAGUAUGGAUAUGAUUUUAUGUCUAAAGAGGAAGAACAUGGAAUUUGUUUUGGAAGUGGAUUGGAGACAAACCACUCUGCUUCUUUAUGCGAUCAUAGAUAGCAUGAUUAAGAGGGAUGUGGUUAAUUGGCUAAUUGAGGAAUCUGGAAUCGAUUUAAAUGCCGCAGAUAUAGAUGGCAAUUCAGCUAUUAUCUUUGCAUGCAAGAAAAGAAAGUGGGAUAUUGUCGAAACUCUGUUGACGAAGGAUGUGAAUAUCCAAGUUAAAGAUGAAGGAGGCAAAAGUCUUCUCCACCAUGCUGCAGAGUCAGGAAACUUGGAUUUGGUGCAGAAGCUGAUCGAACUUGGUGUCAAUCCGUCUUUGAAAGACAAUCUCGGGAAGAAUACAUUGCACUACGCAUUGCAACACUUGGACGUUGUUAAAAGCUUGGACAGAGCACUGGUGAAGGAAGUGACCAAAGAUAAAAACACCUCGUUGCACCUUGCAAUCGGGAUGUAUGAAUAUUCGAUAGAAGUUAUUCAAUGGCUCUUAGAUGAAGCUCAAGUAGACGUAAAUGCUGUAAAUGGAAAUGGAGAGACUGCAUUGAUGACAGCUUGUUCAAAAAAUAGAUUUGAAGUCAUCCGAAUUCUUCUGGAGAAAAAAGCAGACGUCAGCAUUCGGGACAACAAUAGACGAACUGCUCUGCACCACGCCGCAAGAUCGGGACACUUAGACUUAAUUAAACUGCUGUUUGAUCAUAUGACCAUGAAGGAGGUCGAAGAUGGCUCGUCGGACAUCCAAGUGGCUCUCGUUGAGCAUUUAAAACAAGUUGACAAGAAGGACAACACGUUGUUAAUCUUGGCGAUGAAAAGUAGCAAAAAGAUAGACGAGAAGGUGAUUAGUUGGUUGGUCGAGGGCAUCAAAUUAGAUUUGAAUGCAGUUAACAGCAAUGGCGAAUCAGCGCUUCUUCUUGCUUGCAAGCAAAGAAAAUGGGACGCCGUCAAUAUUUUGCUGUCCAGAGAAGACACCGACAUCGGUUCCAAAGAUCAGACUGAAAGAACUCCAUUGCACUGGGCCGCGGCGUCUGGAAACCUGGAUGUAGUUCAGAGGCUGGUCGAGCGUGGCGCUGAUUUGACUUUGAAGGACAGCGACGGAAUGAACGUGAUGCACCAUGCCCUGAAAGACAUUGAAACGGUCAAAUUCCUUCACAAUCUGAACAAAGGGCUUGUGACGGAAAUUACAAAAAACGGAAGCACCUGUUUGCACCUGGCAGUCAUUCGCGGCUCAACUGAAGCGAUUCGUUGGCUCGUCGAUGAGGAAAUCGAAGUUGAUCUGGAUAAAAGCAAUGAGCUUGGAUUGACCGCUCUUUUGCUUGCAUGCCGCAGGAAUAUGUGGGAGGUCGUCGAGCUUCUGGUGGACAACAACGUGGACAUCAGCAAACCAGACCGAGCGGGUAAAACUGCUCUAAAAUACGCUGAAGAAUCAGAACAAUUUGAAUUGAUGGAAAAACUGUGUGUGUUGAGCGAUACUGAAAUGAUUUGAUUAUUAUAUCAGAGCUCUGUAUUGAACUGUAAAUAUGUAGAAAAUUUGUAAUUUUUAAGACCCUUUAAACGGAAACUAAUAUAUUUAAGAGUUUGGCAUUGUACUGAAAAUAUGUGAAAUAUUAAGCGCUUCUAUCCUGUGCAAAAUUUAAGGAUGUACAUAUUAUUUUAAUAAUAAUUAUUAAAAAACGAUAUUUUGGAUUUUAUUGAGGGUAUAUAUUUAAAAAACACAUCACAAUAGUCUCAUUUCCAAGACAGGAACAAAAGUAAAUAAUGCAGCAGGUUGAGUCCUCACUCAGUUGAGCUGGUCUUGCUCCUCAGGUUCUGUUUCAGUGGCAGGGUUUGCCGAGUUUCGCGAGGCAAACAUGUCGUAUAGGUCCCUAAGGGUCAGCAGCUCCUCCUGGCCUUUGGCGUGGCUCAGGACGGCGUGCAGACGCUCUUCCACCGUGCCUCUCACCAGGAAGCGGUGCACCUCGGUCUCCCUGAAGCACAAAACAAUCUCUACCUUGAGCCAGGGUCCAAACUGGGAAGAAAUUUCGACUUACUUGUCCUGGCCGAUGCGGUGGACGCGUCCCAAGGCCUGCAGCUCGCUCGCAGGGUUCAGGAUCGGCUCGAUGAGGAAGACGUGCCGCGCCUCCGUCAGGUUCAGACCCUUGGAACCCCGAGCGACGGGAAGCAGCAGCACCGUCACCUUCUUCUGCGCGUCCUGAACGAACGGUACAACAGCAUUUUCAGUUUUGGAAAGGAUCGAAAUCCGAGAGAAGGGAGAUUCCGGCCUGACAGGUAGGAAAAAUCGACCCUGACAUCAGGUUUAAGGUUUGCAUUUCAGGAAAAUGAUGGAAUUUUUAGUUUGAUUCGUCUAGCUGGGAUAUUUACUUUUGUUUCCAGAUAUUUUUUAUUCGAUUUUUCCCCAACUCUAAAUGUCGGUGCCGGAAUUGUUUCUUAAAAUUCGAUUUUUUAUCUCUCUAACAGCAAAAUAUGAUUUUUGAGAGUCCCGAAAUAUGAUUGGAACGCCAACCAAAGUGAUUUUUUAAAUACUUUUAUAUUGAUUCUUGAAUAAACUUUGUUUAAACUACCUUGAAGAGGUCGAUAGCCUCCUGGAACUUCUUUCCGGAGCCUACCUGAGCGCAGGAAAUGUUGUUUUCGGUCAACGCCCUCUGCAGCACGUCCAGCAUGCUGGUCCACUGCAACGUAACAUAUUUUUCAAUUUCCUUCUCAUUUAAUUCCCCCAACCGAACCCUUUUGCACUAGUUAAUCGUCAAAAAUAAUUAAUUUUCGACACUCACGGCGGAGAAAACGAGAAUUUUGUCUGCAGGGUUGGCGUUGAGGAUGGCCUUGGCGGCGCGGACGACGGCGCCGGACUUGGCCGAGUAGCCCUGGGGCAGCUUCUUGAGGUCGGCCAGGCUGGUCGGCUGCGGCUCUGCGUCGACCUGGCUCUGCUUGCGCGCCUCCAGCUCAGGUUGCAUCAGCGUGUUGACGUAGGAAACCUCGCCGAGCGCCGUCUCCUCGCGGCACACGGCGCACCCGACGCUCCGCUUGUUCGCUUCACCUCCUUAUCCAAACACUCUACACCAGCAUCGUCCACUGCCCAAAUUAUUCAAUUUUCAAUCGGCUUUUAAGGGGAAAAGCGCAGAUUUGGCAAGUCUCAAGGGUUGUCGGCGCCGUCGGAGGCGAUGUCGUUCUGCUCCAGGUUGAGAAAGUAGUCCUUUGCUCCUGCGCAGACUGCGUUCGCCCUUCCAGGGUGAGCCACAGCACGGGUUUCGUGACACUCUUCGGCCUGAUGCGCCCCAACGCGAGCCAAGAAAAAGUUUGGCUUUUCUUUAUUUUUCCUCAAACGUCGAGCGAGCACUCUGUUCCACUCUGUUCCGAUCACCAACUAGCACGUGACAACCCAAUAAGGGGCGUGGCAUCCACCCCCUCAACGCCUUCUUCCCGCUAGUGAAAUUGCCCCUCUUUUUGCUUUGCCAGUCACAAGAGUAAGACUUGAUUUUUAUUUGCAAAGUCGUUCUCGUCAGUAAUCUAAUUUACGACAGAUUUCACGAUCGAAAGAUGUUUUUCUCUGUUAGUCACUUGCCAGCAAUAAACUAUUUAGACUCAA
Cloeon dipterum is the source of this 10351-nucleotide messenger RNA. RefSeq lists its product as uncharacterized. Gene Ontology annotation, molecular function: cysteine-type endopeptidase activity; protein binding. Gene Ontology annotation, biological process: proteolysis. Lineage: Eukaryota; Metazoa; Arthropoda; Insecta; Ephemeroptera; Baetidae. The record is from RefSeq and is a predicted model, not a curated record. The transcript is spliced from 10 exons. The coding region runs from base 1160 to 8254 and encodes 2364 amino acids.